AUGGAAGACAGUGUGCAUCUUUUUUGUAAGUGUCCUGUUGCUGUUGAGUUCUUCUCCAUCUUAUCUUCUCAUCUUCAAAAUUCUAUUCUCCCCAAUAUGGUGUUUAAAGAAUGGAUGCUUGAACUAGCGAUACAUCUCAAGAAGGAGGUGUUUGAAAGACUUCUCAUGGGCAUUUGGUCCUUAUGGAAGAACAAAAAUGAAAUGUUAUGGGAGAACACUUCGAAACCUGGUUCUGCUCUUUUCCUAAGUUCUAUGACAUGGUUAGAUGAGUAUAAACAGGCUAGAACUUCUCCUAUUGCACCUCAACCGAAGACUAAAGCUAGCUGGCAGCCUGCACAACAUGGGGAAGUAAAAAUUAAUGUUGAUGGAGCAUUCUUGCCUACUCUAACUCAAGGGGGUCUUGGUGGUGUGAUCAGAGACUAUAAAGGUCAAUUUGUUGCAUCUUUUGCACAUCCUAUUCAGUUUGUUUCUUCAGCCAAGCAAGUGGAGCUUUUAGCUAUCAGGGCGGGAUUGGAUUUGAUUCAACAUUUGCAGCUCACACAUGCUACUAUAGAAACUGAUUGUCUUGCAGCAGUACAAGAGAUCACACAUGAGGGUGUUGCCCUCUUUCAGUUUGGUAGUAUUGUUGAUGAUAUAUGUACAGCCCUACACAACCUGCCGCAAGUCAGGAUUACUUUUGCUCCACGAACAUGUAACCAAGUAGCACAUAGACUAGCCAAUCUUGGAUUCGAAUCUGAUCGGAAACAAGCAUGGUAUAGCCAAGCUCCUAAUUGUAUUAGGGAUGUACUACAUCAUGAUUGUAACCUAUUGACAUAG
Rosa rugosa (rugosa rose) is the source of this 816-nucleotide messenger RNA. RefSeq lists its product as uncharacterized. Lineage: Eukaryota; Viridiplantae; Streptophyta; Magnoliopsida; Rosales; Rosaceae. The transcript has a single exon. Gene Ontology annotation, molecular function: nucleic acid binding; RNA-DNA hybrid ribonuclease activity. The record is from RefSeq and is a predicted model, not a curated record. The coding region runs from base 1 to 816 and encodes 271 amino acids.